GCUCGCGGCAGCCAGCGAGCACCGGCCACCACACCAUCGCCUCCGCUCUGAAAGCACCGGCCACCGCCUCUCUCUGCGAACACAGGCCACCGCGCCACCGCCUCCUCUCUGAGAGCACCAGCCCCAGUCCGCUGCUGCCACCCCUGCUCCACGAUGCCGGAGAUCCCCGCUGCCCGCGGCUGGCUCCUGCUCCUGCUGGCCGUCCAGCUCGGCGCGGCUGCUGGAGCUCCCCAGCCAUGGCACUGUGCGCCCUGCUCCGCUGAGAGGCUUGCACUCUGCCCGCCGGUGCCCUCCUCGUGCCCGGAGCUCGCCCGGCCCGCCGGCUGCGGCUGCUGUCUGAUGUGCGCUCUGCCGCUGGGUGCCGCAUGCGGUGUGGCCACUGCGCGCUGCGCCCGCGGGCUUAGCUGCCGCGCGCUACCCGGCGAGCCGCGGCCCUUGCAUGCCCUUACCCGCGGCCAGGGUGCCUGCACGCCCGACGCCGACGCCGCGCCCAGCGCUGAGGACACAGACUCAAAGGGUCCCUCGGCCCCGGAGAACAUGUCCCCAGAGAGCACAGAGAUAACCCAGGAACAGCUCCUGGACAGCUUCCAUCUCAUGGCCCCGACAGGCGAGGACCUACCCAUUCUCUGGAACGCCGUCAGUAACUACCAGAGCAUGAAGGCUCGGGAGAUCACGGGCGUCAAGAAGCGGAAGGAACCCUGCCAACGCGAACUCUACAAAGUGCUGGACAGAUUAGCCAAGGAGCAGCAGAAGGCAGGAGAUGAGCUUUACAAAUUUUAUCUGCCAAACUGCAACAAGAAUGGAUUCUAUCACAGCAAACAGUGCGAGACAUCCCUGGAGGGAGAGGCAGGGCUCUGCUGGUGUGUCUACCCUUGGAAUGGGAAGAAGAUUCCGGGAUCCUUGGAGAUCAGAGGGGACCCCAACUGUCAUCAGUACUUUAACUUGCAAAACUGAGAAGAGCUGCAUUAUGAUGUCUCCCUUCAAGUGAACUAUUUAAGUAUAUAGUAUAUUUAUACUCUAGAACAAGCACACACUUAUAUAUAUAUGUGUAUGUAUAUAUAUAGGAACUACUUUUUAUAGUCCACAUAUUACUUGACAUAUAAAUCUGUAGUUUAUUUAUUCACUCUAAGUUUAUUUUUUUCUACAGAGUAACUUGUGCUAUAUUAAUUUAUAUAUCAUGGAAUGCUUCUCAUCACGUUGUAUGUAAAUACUUGUAUUUCAGCUCAUCAAAGGUUCUUGCUUCUGUUUUUAAAGAAUAUGGGAAAAUCCUGCCUACAAAAUGCAACAUCAAAUGUGUAGCAUUGGAUGUGUUCAAAUGACUUAACGGAGGACAGUUAAACUGGGCUUAAGGGUGACUCACUCUGCAUCCAUAAGACCUGAGUUUGUUGUACAUUUACAGGGAAAGUUAAACGGUGAUUAUGCAAUCAGGACUAAAUGUGGUGGUGUUGCUACAUGUUCAAAUAGGCAUUGGAUAUAUUGUCAAACACACAGAGCACGAUGUAAACAUAUCGGAAUAAAUAUUCCAGGUGGAAACAGUGCAA
Molecule: messenger RNA, 1541 nt
Organism: Manis pentadactyla (Chinese pangolin)
Lineage: Eukaryota; Metazoa; Chordata; Mammalia; Pholidota; Manidae
Gene: IGFBP1
Product: insulin like growth factor binding protein 1
Exons: 4
Coding region: 154-954 (266 amino acids)
Biological process (GO): regulation of insulin-like growth factor receptor signaling pathway
Cellular component (GO): extracellular region
Molecular function (GO): insulin-like growth factor II binding; insulin-like growth factor I binding
Source: RefSeq, a predicted model, not a curated record